Corapipo altera (White-ruffed manakin) is the source of this 2175-nucleotide messenger RNA. RefSeq names its product mucin-2-like. Lineage: Eukaryota; Metazoa; Chordata; Aves; Passeriformes; Pipridae. Gene Ontology annotation, biological process: cell-matrix adhesion. Bases 1 to 2112 code for a protein of 703 amino acids. The record is from RefSeq and is a predicted model, not a curated record. The transcript is spliced from 9 exons. Gene Ontology annotation, cellular component: cell surface.
AUGGUGUGGGCAGCCCCAGCCCCGGCUGCCAUCGCCCUCUGCCUCCGCUGCCUGUCCGAGCCCAUCACUGCCACCACCAUUGCCAUGAACCCCCUGUUAUUCCUGGAUUACAGCCCUGAGGAGUUCAAUCUGUGCCUGAGCAACGAUGUCUUAAUUGAAAACCUGGAGGCUCUGCUGGACAUACCAUUCACCGUGGAGUACUACAAGGUCAUGAAAGAAAAGGUGGACCAGACUUACCCGUCGGGGAUCCCGGAGGAGCAGCUGAGGCGCCUGGGACUGCUGGCCCGCCAGUACUCGGAGGAGGAGAUCAGUCAGUGGUCAGUGACAUCCAGUGACACACUGGCAGCCCUGCUUGACCCCUCAGGAGGGGAGUGGGAUGAUUCCCAGGUGCAGCAGCUGCUCAGCAGGUACCUGACCCUGGGGGGCACCUUGACCGGGCCCCUGCUCCAGGCCAUCGGGGGCAGCCGCCUGUGCAACCUGCGGGAGGUGCAGAUGGAGCAAAUCCCCGCCCAAGCAAUCGGGACUGCUGGGCAGUUAAACAUUUCUGCCUGCUCCCAAGCCAAGAAGGAGCUGCUCUACAGGAAGGCUCGGGAGGCCUUUGCUGGCCUGGCCGACACCCCCAGCGCGUAUUACUGCCGGCUCCGGCCAUACCUGGGUGGAGCUCCAGCAGAUGACCUGAAAGACUUGGCCAAUGCUGGCGUGGCCAUAGACAUGGAUAUGGACACCUUCCUCUCCCUAAAUCCCGAGGAACUGCAGAAACUCAGUGUCAUGGACGUGAAAAACUUGCUUGGGAAAAACCUCCCUGAGCUGAAGAAAGCUGAGAACGAGCCCUUGGUGAUGGGCUGGGUGGAAAGACAGUUCCAGAGGGAGCUGGACCGUGUCCUGGGAAUCGGCCUGCAGGGAGGGAUGGAGGACCCCACGGGGACAACCACCCCUGCUGCCCCCACCACAGCCAGCCCCACCCCUGUUGCCACUACCACCCCCCUGACCACCCAGUCAAGUACAGUCCCCCUCCAGACCCCCACUCCGAGUGCUCUCAGCCCAACCCCCCUAAACAACAGUCCCCCCUCCACUGAGAGUCCCCCUACCACCCCCACUGCCACCUCCACUGCCACCCCCACUGCCCAUCCCACUCUGACCACCACCUCCAUCGCCCCCCCCUGCUCCACCCACCAGUUUCCCACCACAAAUAAGGCCACUCCAUCCCCUGUCCCCCUCCUCCCCACCACCCUGGCCCCUGUCAACCCCAACACCACCUCUCCCAGUUCCGUCCCAGUCCCUGCUGUCACCUCCAGGGCCACCACCAGCACCAGUGUUGGCACUGACCCAGCUGGUACCACCCACAGCACCAGCUCCCCUCUGGUGCCUGUGAACACCCCAGCACCCGGGGGGACCACCCACCCUGCUCCUGCCACCCACAGCACUGUCAUCCCUGGCACCCACAGUGCUGCCAGCACCCCUGUCCCAAAUCCCACCUCUGCUCCCACUGCCACCCCUGUCCCUAAUCCCACCUCUGCUCCCACUGCCACCCACAGCACUGUCAUCCCCAGCACCCACAGCACUGCCACCCCUGUCCCUAAUCCCACCUCUGCAGCCACUGCCACCCACACCACCAUCACCCUGAGCACCCCCAGUGCUCCCAGCACUCCUGUCCCUAAUCCCACCUCUUUUCCCACUGCCAUCCACAGCACUGCCCCUCCUGUCCCUCACUCCCCCUCUGCACCCACUGCCACCCACAGCACUGCCCGCCCUGUCCCUCUCUCCACCUCUGCUCCCACUGCCCCAGGCACAAGUCCCCCUCCCCACAAGCCCACCCCAAUUCCCAGCUCCACCAUCUCCACCCAAAAGAGCAUCAUCUCCUCCACGCCCGAGACCACCACAGUGCCCUGCCCGACCAGUGCCCCCCCGGGAUUCCCCAGCCCUUCCUCCACCACCACCAGGAGUGAGGCCACCAAACCAACCCCUGGAGCUGUACCAGAGUCACCACGACCAACAUCCAAUGGACACAUCAACCUGCAGCCCAAGCCUGAUUCAGGACCCAGACUGUCCUCUUGCCUCAUCCAUGUGCUGGCUGUCACCAUGGGGACCUUGCUGCUGCAGGGACUGCUCUGAGCCCCCCCUCAGCACCACACCCACCCCAUCCCUCCUUCAUCUCCACCACCCUGCAACACAAUG